CCAUCCUCUUGGCAAACAGCGGGUGCGUGGUAGGCUUAAGGAAAGGAAAAAACGAAAGUGCCUUGCAGACAACAGAAUGGCCUCCGCCUGUCAUUCUGACGACGAAAGCGUUUCAUCAACUGAUUCUGACGUCAGCAAUGGGUCUGACAGUGCUGAAUUUUCAGAUGAGGAUGAUAAUUCUAAGAGAUCUUUGAGGGAGCCCUGCACGUUUUACAACAAAGGAAACUGCAAGAAGGGCAGGAGCUGUCCUUUUUUGCAUGUCUGCAAGUAUGCCCUUGAAGGAAACUGUCGCUAUGGGUCCAGAUGUAGACUAAAUCACACUGUAAGUGGAGGGGUGUCCUCUGGUGCAAGCAGCAGGGCUUUGGAUCUAUCGUCAUCUAGUGGCUCGAGGCUUACUGAUGGCCGAUACUACCAGUGGCAGCUCAGGACCAGAGGUGGCUGGAAGGAUGUUGAAAAUGACCACAUCCUUGAGGCCCAGUAUUCACUGCCCCACAUCAAAAGCAUCAAAAUAUACAACACACAGUAUGGGGCAGUGAGCAUAGACUUUAAAAGGAUGUGCGUUCAUGGGAAGAAACUGCGAGUGAGACGUUUGGAUGAUGGUAAGACCGUGUGGAUUUGGUACUGCAUGGUGGGCCGUAAGUGGAUCGAGUAUGGAGCCAAGGAUUCAAAGGGCAACUCCAGUUCUCUGAAAAGUUCUGACAUAGAGGAAACGUUCCAGAGUAACCCAACAGGCUCUAAGACUGUCAACAUCAAUGGUGAAAGCUUUGAGAUCAAAUUUAAAGGAAUGCAACAGGUGGGUCAAAAUAGAAAGAGGAAAGUCACUCGUCGACCUCUGUACCGGCAACCGCAAGCAGCUGCAGGAGUUUCUCAAGCAGCCUCCCUUUUCCAGAACCUUUUGCGCACUACACCACAGUGGGAAUUUGAAGGCGACAGUGGAAAAUGGCACAAGUUCAAACACAGGAGCAACACUUCUACUGAAUGCUCAAUAACCAAUGAUGACAUUGAGAGGAAGUACCAGCAAAACUCCAGUGACACCAUGCCCUUCACAGUGGCGGGACAAUCCUACAAGCUUGACUUUGGAGCAAUGAUCCAGACUAAUCUCAGGACAAAUCACACGCGCCGGGUGAGACGCAAACUGGUGUGAGCAUUAAAGAGGAUUUCCUGACCUCAAGAAGACUGCGCAUGUACCAUGUUGCUGCAGUAUUCCUUUAACCUGACAUUUAUCUGAAAUGUAUUUUUUUUAUGUUUAAAGCAUCAUUUUUAUUGUUAGAUUUCAGAAGGUUUGCCUCAUUAUGGGAAGUUUGAUAAAUAUGUGGCGAAGGCUUUGUUGUUUACAAACACCCUUUUAAAUACUGCCUGACCCACUCCAGUACUGCACUGUAUUUACUUUUACCUUUUGCAUUAUAUUUGUUUAAAUUAUUCAUUGUUACGUCCCGCGGGCCUAGGGGACAGGGGAGCAACAUACGCCUUAAGAAAGGAACUAAAACAAAACGGCACGCAGCCGUAACAUUCAUCCUAUCAAAUUUAAGGCAAAGUGAUUCAUUUUUUCACACUGCCAUACGGGGAAGUGCAUUUGUUUGCCAUAUCAAGUAUCAUGAGAUAUGAUACUUAAUAUUUAAUUCAUGCAGCAAUAUCUCUACACACUGCCUCUUUUGGUGUAGAGUAAUUAGAUAUAACAGAAUUGAGCAAUACUGGUUCAAGGCCUUUUUGCACAUUAGAUUUGAGGUCUUAUGCUUUUAACAUGCAGACUGCCAUGCAAACUCUUCAUGCCUCUUUGUGCCACACUUCUUGGUUUGUGUUUUAUGGUUUAUUCUGCUUUAUAUAAAUGGAUCAUAAAUAUAUUGGACUGGCUUGGGAGAACAGACCACUGAUUAUUUCUUAUUCUCAUUCUCUGAUAGUAAUAAUAAAAAAAAAGUUUGAAAAUAAAAA
Messenger RNA from Archocentrus centrarchus (flier cichlid), 1929 nucleotides. RefSeq names its product protein mono-ADP-ribosyltransferase PARP12. Gene Ontology annotation, cellular component: nucleus. NCBI's taxonomy places the organism in Eukaryota, Metazoa, Chordata, Actinopteri, Cichliformes, Cichlidae. The transcript is spliced from 10 exons. Gene Ontology annotation, molecular function: NAD+ poly-ADP-ribosyltransferase activity; metal ion binding. The record is from RefSeq and is a predicted model, not a curated record. The coding region runs from base 77 to 1144 and encodes 355 amino acids.